CAUGUGAGGAAGCCAUCCCACGUUAAGUCCAAAGCUAAACGUUCAAAACGUAAACGUAAAUGGCCCAAACGUCAACCCAAAUGUCAUAAAUAUAAACCCAAAUGUCAUAAACCUAAACUUAAACGUCAUAAACGUAAACGGCUCAAACAUCAACCCAAAUGUCAUAAACAUAAACCUAAACGUCCUAAACAUAAACGGCCCAAACGUCAACCUAACCGUCAUAAACCUAAACGUCAUAAACGUAAACGGCCCAAACGUCAACCCAAACGUCAUAAACCUAAACCUAAACGUCAUAAACGUAAACGGCCCAAACGUCAACCCAAACGUCAUAAACCUAAACCUAAACGUCAUAAACGUAAAUGGCUCAAACGUCAACCCAAACGUCAUAAACCUAAACUUAAACAUCAUAAACCUAAACGGCCCAAACCUAAACCUAAACGUUGCGAACGUAAAAGGUCCAAACGUCAACUUAAAUGUCGCAAACCUAAAUCUAAAGGACCCAAACCUAAACCUGAACGUCCCAAACCUAAACCUAAAUGUCUCAAAUGUAAACGUCCCAAACCUAAACGCAAACAGCCUAAACAUAAACGGCCCAAACAUCAAUCUAAACGUCGCAAAUCUAAACCUAAACCUCCUAAACCUAAAUGUCCCGAACCUAAACGUAAAUGGCCCGUACCUAAACCUAAACAUCCCGAACCUAAGCCUAAGUGGCCCAAAACUAAACCUAAAUGUCCUAAACCUAAACGUCCCAAACUUAAACGUCCCAAACCUAAACGUCCCAAACCUAAAUGUCCCGGACCUAAACGUCCUAAACCUAAACGUCCUAAACCUAAACGUCCCAAACCUAAACAUCCUAAACGUAAAUGUCCCGAACCUAAACUCAAAUGUCCCAAACCUAAACGUCCCAAACCUAAACAUAAAUGGCCUGAAUCUAAACCUAAACAUCCCGAACCUAAACCUAAAUAUCCCGAACCUAAACGUCCCAAACCUAAACGUCCCAAACCUAAACAUCCCGAACCUAAACCCAAAUGUCCCGAACCUACACAUCCCAAACCUAAACGUCCCAAACCUAAACAUCCCGAACCUAAACCCAAAUGUCCCGAACCUACACAUCCCAAACCUAAACGUCCCAAACCUAAACAUCCCGAACCUAAACCCAAAUGUCCCGAACCUACACAUCCCAAACCUAAACAUCCCAAACCUAAACAUCCUAAACAUAAACGUCCCAAACCUAAACCCAAAUGUCCCGAAUCUAAACGUCCCGAAUCUAAACGUCCCAAACCUAAAUGUCCUAAACCCAAACCCAAAUAUCCCGAACCUAAACAUGCCAAACAUUGACACCAAUGACCAGCCAUUACUAGAAGGAACGGAGAGUUUCCUCUAUGCUGACGAUUGUGCCAUCACGGCCCAAGCAGAGAGUUUUAUCACAGGAUUCCUACACCCAACACUGUUUUGCUUCUGACAUGAUAAAUAAAACCAUCUACCAUCUGUCUAUGUGAGUUGACACAAAAGACCUGGCGUGAGGGCCGAAGUUUGCCCAGGCUUCGGACAACGGGAUCCACUCUUUCCCUUGAGAACGCGAGAGCCGGGGUCUCUUCUUUCUUCUUUCUCCCACUCUCUUUUAGCCAAGUCUUCAGUUAAUUUGUGCUCAUGUUCCAUUUAACAAGACAGCCUAAAUAUUUAAAAUAGAUUUGCGAGCACGGGGGCCGCCAGAUCUGAGCGAAAGUGUCCUUUGCGAGCUCGCCCGGCCUCUCGGGUUACGGGGAAAAGAGCCGCAGAUGGAAAUUAUUACGGCUCCUUGAGGAGAGCCCUGCCAAGGAAGAGAAGAGGAGGAGGAGACGAGGGCGCUUUCGGUGUGACAACAGCAACAACAACAAGGGCAACAAGCCACGGCGGCGGAUCAGAUCCCGAUAAUUUAAUUCCGCCCGUAAUAGCAAACAGGUGAGUUUGGCCGGAGCGUCGCAUCUCCAUUGGCGAGUGACAGCGUUGUUGUCGGAAGACAGGAAAUCGCCUGUCUCUGGUCAAUUGUUUUGGGAAAUGGCCAGAGGGAUUUGCCCUGGAAAUAGGCCCAAAUCAAACCCGAAUAUCUCGCAGAUUUGGGAUAUUUGGCAGGCAAUCGCCUACCUCUGUGUACACCUGAACAAUAGGUUUGGUCAAUUGUCUUGUUUUGGGAAAUGGCCAGAGGGAUU
This is a messenger RNA of Anolis carolinensis (green anole), 2189 nucleotides long. RefSeq lists its product as uncharacterized. NCBI's taxonomy places the organism in Eukaryota, Metazoa, Chordata, Lepidosauria, Squamata, Anolidae. The transcript has a single exon. The annotation marks the transcript as partial. The record is from RefSeq and is a predicted model, not a curated record.